Molecule: messenger RNA, 5566 nt
Organism: Hypomesus transpacificus
Lineage: Eukaryota; Metazoa; Chordata; Actinopteri; Osmeriformes; Osmeridae
Gene: thoc2
Product: THO complex 2
Exons: 39
Coding region: 18-4727 (1569 amino acids)
Biological process (GO): mRNA export from nucleus; mRNA processing
Cellular component (GO): THO complex part of transcription export complex
Molecular function (GO): mRNA binding
Source: RefSeq, a predicted model, not a curated record
AGCAAGACAUCCGGGCUAUGUGUGGCAUUGUAGGGAAGAUGGCGACACUUAUCCUCCCUGCUGAUUGGAUCAAAAACUGGGAAAAAUCUGGAAAACAUGAGUUUGUGCAACUGUGUAAGGAUCUUACAGAGAAAUCGAAUCAUGACAGCACGUUAAAAGACAUACAGGCUGCCCUGUACGAACUCUGCUGGCAUGUUGUACAGGGCAAUUUCAAGUUGGACCUCGCUGCGACAGUCCUUGGCGACAUGAUGGAACUGCGAGACGACAUGCCGUCUAUUUUAGCAGAUGUUUUCAGUAUAUUAGAUAUAGAGACGGGGGCGAUGGAGGAAAAAAAUAAACGCGACCAUUAUACACAGUUGGUUGGCGCUUGUCUGUUGUUUGUGCCGGAUGCUAUCCUGAAAGAAAGGCUGGACCCAGAGACCCUGGAGUCCCUGGGACUCAUAAAACAGGCUCAUCAGUUCAACCAGAAAAUAGUCAAAAUCAAGACGAAACUCUUCUACAAGCAGCAGAAGUUCAACCUGCUGAGAGAGGAGAACGAGGGCUACGCCAAGCUGAUCACGGAGCUGGGCCAAGACCUGUCUGGCAGCAUCACCAGCCUCCUCGUCCUGGAGAGCAUCAAGUCUCUCAUAGGAUGCUUCAACCUCGACCCCAACCGCGUGCUCGACAUCAUCCUGGAGGUGUACGAGUGCCGCUCCGACCAGGACGAGUUCUUCCUCCCGCUCAUCAAGUCGUACAUGUGCGAGCCCCUCACGCUCUGCCACAUCCUGGGCUUCAAGUUCAAGUUCUGCCAGGAGCCCAACGAGGAGACUCCUAGGUCGCUCUACCACAUCGCCGCCGCCCUCCUGCACCACAACCUCAUAGAGCUGGAGGACAUCUACGUGCACCUCAUGCCCCUGGACGCCGCCAUCGUGGAGGAGCACAAGCGCGACAUCACCGAGGCCAAGCAGAUCGCCCGCAAGCUCACCAUGGUGGUGGUGCCCUCGGAGAAGAGCGAGGACAAGGACAGGGAGAAGGACAAAGAGGAGGAGAAGAACGACAAGCCUCCGGAUAACCAGAAGCUGGGUCUGUUGGAGGCGCUGUUGAGGAUCGGCGAUUGGCAGCACGCCCAGAGCAUUAUGGACCAGAUGCCCGCCUUCUACGCCACCUCGCACAGGGCCAUCGCCCUGGCCCUGUGCCAGCUGCUGCACCUGAGCGUGGAGCCGCUGUACCGCAGAGCCGGGGUCCCCAAGGGGGCCAAGGGCUGCGUGCUGCGGCCCCUCAGGAGCAAGAGGGCCCCGCGGCCGGCCGAGACCUUCGAGGACCUGCGGCGGGACGCCUUCCGCAUGCUCUGCUACCUGGGGCCCCACCUCUCCCACGAUCCCAUCCUCUUCGCCAAGAUCGUGCGCCUGGGCAAGGGCUUCAUGAAAGAGUACCAAAGCGACAGUCGAAACGAAGUCAAAGACAAAAUGGACACGCUGCUGAGUUGCUUCCUGAGUAUCGCCGACCAGGUGCUGCUGCCCUCGCUGUCCCUGAUGGAGUGCAACGCCUGCAUGUCGGAGGAGCUCUGGGGCCUCUUCAAGCUCUUCCCCUACCAGCACAGAUACCGGCUGUACGGGCAGUGGAAGAACGAGACGUACACCAGCCACCCACUGCUGGUGAAGGUCAAAGCUCAGACCGUGGACCGCGCCAAAUACAUCAUGAAACGCUUGACCAAAGAGAACGUGAAGCCGUCUGGACGCCAGAUAGGCAAGCUGAGCCACAGCAACCCCACCAUCCUCUUUGACUACAUCCUGUCUCAGAUCCAGUGGUACGACAACCUCAUCGGCCCCGUGGUGGACUCCCUGAAAUACCUCACCUCGCUCAACUAUGACGUCAUGGCCUACUGCAUCAUCGAGGCACUGGCCAAUCCCGAGAAGGAGAAGAUGAAGCACGACGACACCACCAUCUCCUCCUGGCUCCAGAGCCUGGCUAGUCUGUGCGGAGCCGUGUUCCGAAAAUACCCCAUCGAGUUAGCCGGGCUCCUGCAGUACGUGACCAAUCAGCUGAAAGCAGGGAAGAGCUUCGACCUGCUCAUCCUGAAGGAGGUGGUGCAGAAGAUGGCCGGCAUCGAGAUCACGGACGAGAUGACCCUGGAGCAGCUGGAGGCCAUGACCGGAGGGGAACAGCUCAAAGCUGAGGGAGGCUACUUCGGCCAGAUCCGCAACACCAAGAAGUCGUCCCAGCGGCUGAAGGACGCCCUGCUGGACCACGAGCUGGCCCUGCCCCUGUGUCUGCUGAUGGCGCAGCAGCGCAACGGGGUGGUGUUCCUGGAGGGCGGCGAGAAGCACCUCAAGCUCGUGGGCAAGCUCUACGACCAGUGUCACGACACCCUGGUCCAGUUCGGCGGCUUCCUGGCCUCCAACCUGAGCACGGAGGACUACAUCAAGCGCGUGCCCUCCAUCGACAUCCUCUGCAACCAGUUCCACACCCCCCACGACGCCGCCUUCUUCCUGUCCAGGCCCAUGUACGCCCAUCAGAUCCUGUCCAAGUACGACGAGCUGAAGAAGGCCGAGAAGGGCAACAGGCAGCAGCAGAAGGUGCACAAGUACGUGGCGGCGUGCGACCUGGUGAUGGGGCCCGUCCACGAGGCCGUGGUGUCGCUGCACCCGCCGCGCGUCUGGGACGACCUGCGGCCCCAGUUCUACGCCACCUUCUGGUCGCUGACCAUGUACGACCUGGCCGUGCCCAACAACGCCUACGACCGCGAGGUCAACAAGCUCAAGGCCCAGGUGAAGGCCAUCGAGGAGAACGCCGACAUGCCCCUGAACAAGAAGAAGAAGGAGAAGGAGCGCUGCAAGGCCCUGCAGGACAAGCUGCAGGAGGAGGAGAAGAAGCAACUGGAGCACGUCCAGAGGGUGCUGCACCGCCUCAAGCUGGAGAAGGACAACUGGCUGCUCGCCAAAUCGAGCAAGAACGAGACCAUCACCAAGUUCCUGCAGCUGUGCCUCUUCCCCCGCUGCAUCUUCUCCGCCAUCGACGCCGUCUACUGCGCCCGCUUCGUGGAGCUGGUGCACCAGCAGAAGACGCCCAACUUCUGCACCCUGCUCUGCUACGACCGGGUGUUCUCUGACAUCAUCUACACGGUGGCCAGCUGCACGGAGAACGAGUCGCGGCGCUACGGGCGCUUCCUGUGCUGCAUGCUGGAGACGGUCACCCGCUGGCACAGCGACCGAGCCGUCUACGAGAAGGAGUGUGGGAACUACCCAGGGUUCGUCACCAUCUUCAGAGCCACGGGCUUCGACGGGGGGAACAAAGCCGACCAGGUGGACUACGAGAACUUCCGGCACGUGGUCCACAAGUGGCACUACAAGCUGACCAAGGCCUCGGUCCACUGCCUAGAGACGGGCGAGUACACCCACAUCCGGAACAUUCUCAUCGUGCUGACCAAGAUCCUGCCCUGCUACCCCAAGGUGCUGAACCUGGGCCAGGCGCUGGAGUGUCGCGUCCACAAGAUCUGCCUGGAGGAGAAGGAGAAGAGGCCCGACCUCUAUGCCUUGGCCAUGGGCUACUCGGGUCAGCUGAAAGGGCGGAGGGCGCACAUGGUCCCCGAGAACGAGUUCCACCACAAGGAGCAGCCGGUGCGCAGCGCCACCCCAGCCAGCCAGCAGAACGGCCCCGGCAACACGGGCAAGCCGGCCGCCGGCAAGACCGACGAGGGCUCCGCCGAGGAUGCCGAUCGAUCCAAGGAGAAGUCUCAGGGGUCGGCGAAGCCAGCGAACAAGACCAACAGCACAGCGGCCAGAGUGACCACCAGCAACGGGAACGGUGCCCCCAACAGCACCAAAGCCAUCAAAGAGCGGGAGGAGAAGGAGAAGGGGGGGAAGGAGAAAAAAGAGAAGAAGGACAAGACUCCGGGCAGCACGCCGGAGGCGAAGGGCGACGGGCGCCGCGACAAGCAGCGGGACGAGCGGGUGGCCAAAGAGGAGCGGGCGCCGCGCGAGGGUAAGGAGAAGGCGCCCAAGGCGGACAGGCUGAAGGCCGAGGAGAAGGGCGGCAAAGACGACAAGGCCAAGGCCGGCAACGGGGAGCCCAAGGAGCCGUCCAGGGAGCGCGAUGCCUCCGCCGGCGCCAAGGAGCCCAAGAGCAAGGAGAAGGGGGACCGCGGCGCCGCGACGGGCUCCCUCAAGUCUCCGGUGCCCCGAUCGGAGUCUGCUGAAUCUGAGAGGGAUCACAAAAGACGAAAGCUCGACGCCCACUCUUCGCCAUCCCACUCCUCCUCCGUUAAGGACAAUAGCAACGAACUCAAGGAUUCUGCUUCCAAGCACCAUAUCAACUACAAUUCGGUCGCGCGGUCCAAGAGCAGAGAGAGGGAGAUGGACAAGAAAGAAACUGAGAGCGCGCGAGGCCGCUCCAAAGAGAAGAAGGACGAGAAGGACAAGAAGGACAGGAAGAGGGACCACUUGAACAGCGAACGCGAAGCAAGUCUGGAAUCCAAACGCAGGAAAGAUGAGAAUGGAACCAAUUCCACCAAACACAGCAAGAGUGCCAGCCCCUCCUCCGACUCCCCUGUCCCCGCCGACAAAGAGAAGAGCAAGAGGUCCAAGUCCUCCAGCAAGGAGAAGAUCGAGUCUGUGAAACCCGACAGAAUCUCCGGCGGCAAAAAGGAGUCCCGGCACGACAAAGAAAAGGCCGACAAGAAGGACAAGAGAGACAGCAGUGGCGGGAAGGAAGAAAAAAAACACCAUAAAUCGUCUGACAAGCACAGAUAAUGUGUGCUAAUGCAGUGCAGAUGACGAAGAGACGCCGUGCUUUUACCCCCCCCCCCCCCUGACCCCCCACCCCCCGGCCCCUCCACCUGUACCCUGUUGCUAAGUCGCGCUCUGUUCCUCUCUGCCUUGCUCAGUCCUGACAAGGGGGGGCUGCAUCUGAAAUGUUCCUCUCAUUUCUGCCUGUGUUGUUUUUCCGUGUACUGCCCUCAAGUGAUGUUAGUUGUAGUGUUUGAACUUGCAGAUCUCUUUUCUUCUCCCCCCCCCUCCCCCCCUCCCUCCCAUUUCAGUGUGUUUCAGUAACCAGCUGAAAAUCCGUAUUUUUGUUUAUUAUUUGUUUUUUUUACUUUUGAAUAUUGGCACAGUGUGCUAUUCAAAUCACGACAUGUUAUUCUACUCAGACAUCUGGAAACGGUAUUAAAUGCUCUUUCGAAAGCAUAACAGCAUAUAUUGGAUAAUCAUAUGCUUGAUGGAAAAUGUCAUCUAUUGGUCCAUGUCAGGCUUCCCCCUCCCCUGCUUGUUUUAUUGAAAUUAACCCUCUCCACACUUUCAUUUGCCUCAUCUAGUUGUGUCUAUUUAUUUCUCCUUUUAAUCCAGGCUAAAAGUUAGGCAUAGUUGAGUGAAAUGAUACAAAUGACCAGUUUGUAUAUUAUGUGUACAAUAAUAAAGAAGGUAACAUGUACGUCAUGACAUAUGUUAUUUUUUAUUUUUUUGAUGUUCCUUGCUAUGACCAUUAUGCGAUAGUGUGUUAUCAGGUUUUUAAAUGAUUUGUAAAAUGACAGUUCCUCCUUGAAGCAAAUAAAGAAUUGUAAAAAAAAAACGAAUAAAAAUAAAAACAAUUU